UUCUGUUUUAGAACAAAAUUGAUCAAUCAACAUGUUUAGUUUGGUUUCUAAGUAACCAUUCGUGAUUGUACUGUAUAGAUGUGAGUGACAAGUAUUUCCAGGAAAAAUUAUUCAAUUAUUAAGAUAGGCGCUAGUUAUCAGAUGCAACUUGCCAGGUGUAGCCAUAUCUUUAAUCAUAUACUCUAUUUGUUAUAUUUUAUAUACUUUCUCAAUUAGAUAUGGAUAACCAUUUAACGAACCACGAUAACGAACGAGAGACGCCAAAAUAUCAGAACACUUAUCGUCUGAAUGCUUACAAUCCUUUUAAAAUAGAUCCAGUGGAUAAGAUUGUAAAGACGAUAAUGAUAACUAAAUUAGAAGAUAUUUCUUAUAAUGCUGUGGAGUGUCUGAAGCUUUGUGAGUUAGUAGCCAUUGAAAUUAGAGAAAAAAUUAAAACCUUGAACUUCGAUAGAUAUAAAAUCGUAGUCAAUGUGACCAUCAUAGAAAAAGCAAAUCAAUCUAUACAAUCAUCUAUAGGCUUUCUUUGGGACGCUGGAAAAGACAAUUACUCCACAUUUACAUACGGAGCUCGAACUUUUCAUGCCUAUUGUUGUGUAUUUGGUCUUUAUUGUGAAUAAGUUGAAUUAUCAUCUUCUUAGUAAUUUUUCACUCUUAUUGCCUAUCAAACUACGUACAAUCGGUCUCGAAAAUAUUCGAACACUACCAUAACUUUGACUUUUAUGUUCUAUAUCUGAAACAGCUGAAGAUAAGACAACAAAAAUGUUUUACAAUAUAUUGAAGUAUAAUAUAUAUAUGUCAGAAUGAAAAAACUUUUGACUUAAAAAAAAAAAAAAAAUGAAUUGAACCGUAGAAUUAAUAAAAAGACAACAAUAAACACAGUUAAAUUCAGAUAAAUUCAGUUAAUAGAAUAAUAAAAUACAACGUCGGUUACUAAUAGAAAAUAAUCAACAUACUAAACUGCUUAAAACAUGUUAUUGAACAAAACAAUAAAAUAUUGAACUUUUAUAAAAGAAUUGCCAUUUUAGUUUUUUACCUUGAGUUAUAAAGUGUCCGAAUAUUUUCGAAACUAAUUAUAUGUUAAUAUUUAUUCACGACAAAAUUAAAAUUUGAACGAUGUUCUCUUGAUUUUCAUCAGAUCAUACAUUUUCCAUGUGGUAUCGACGUUAAUGAGUGAUAGAUUUUUAUCAAUAAUUGCGGGAAAUAGCAAGAACAUGUAGUAAUAAUAAGAAUCAACUUGUGUAUGGAUACAGUGAUUUAAACACACCUUUGUUUAUCUCUACCGAUUGCGUACUCAAGAGAAUUAUUGUCAUAAUUUAUUUAAAGCUAGACACGAUAUCUUUUCUAAUUAUUAUUCGCAAUUGCCAGAUUUAAAUCAUACAAGUAUUUAUCGCAACACUACGAUCAAUAAAAUCAAAGAUUUUCAUUUACCUUGUUGCUGUUAUGGUUUUUAUGAUUCUAUAGUUUAUUGAUAUACGUAUAUCAAUAACUAGGUGCUUUUUUAAUGUUACGUUAA
Molecule: messenger RNA, 1513 nt
Organism: Bombus pascuorum
Lineage: Eukaryota; Metazoa; Arthropoda; Insecta; Hymenoptera; Apidae
Product: dynein light chain Tctex-type 5-like
Exons: 3
Coding region: 219-617 (132 amino acids)
Biological process (GO): microtubule-based movement
Cellular component (GO): cytoplasmic dynein complex; cytoplasm
Molecular function (GO): dynein intermediate chain binding
Source: RefSeq, a predicted model, not a curated record